AUGGCGGAAAAUCCGCUUUGCGUCAAGUCAUUUUUCGAUAAGAAGACACAGUCGGUUGCUGAGUUUCAGGAAACCCUGAAAAAACAAGAAUGGUGGAGUACAUGUGGACUUGAAUCCGACCGCGCGCGGCUUUUACUCCCGGACUCGGGUCUCCUCGUUGCCUUCAUGAAGUGGACUGAGACCGAAAAAGAAGUUCUUGGCCAGGUCAAGGAGUCGCUAGAAUUUCGGGAAAAGACGAAACUCUACGAGCUUGAAGCUACAAAGCUAGCUCCAUUCAAGCAGCCAUUGUUUACAAUUCAAGGCAAAACUAAAAGCGGAAAUAGGAUUAUGUGGGUCCAAGUCCAGUACAACGACCCUAAACAGUUGGAAGAGGGCAAGCGAUGCCUGGACUAUUUAUUCGAGGCAAUCACUAGAGCUGAACCCAACAAACCAGUGCAAAUCGUGCUCAUCUUCAAAGGCGCUGGCAUGUCUAAUGUCUCCAUCGAUUUCAUCAAACAUCUCAUUUACAUAGGAACGGCAAUCUUCCCGCACUACAUUUUCAAGAUUACCGCCCUCGACAUGCCUUGGAUUUUCAAAGCGACUUGGGCUGUUAUCAAGGCCUUCCUCACGGAAAAACAAAAACAAAUGGUGAACUUUACAAGCUUGAGCGAUUUUGAGAAAGAAGUCUCGAAGGACAACUGGAUCAAAGUAGUCGGCGGAAGUCUGCCUGAAAUCACUUUCGAUGGGUCAGCUCCGAUUCCAGAAGAACUCGGAGAUCUGCGAAACUCUUUGAAAUUUUGA
Molecule: messenger RNA, 780 nt
Organism: Oikopleura dioica
Lineage: Eukaryota; Metazoa; Chordata; Appendicularia; Copelata; Oikopleuridae
Source: the annotation of a GenBank genome assembly